Molecule: messenger RNA, 2140 nt
Organism: Paraphaeosphaeria sporulosa
Lineage: Eukaryota; Fungi; Ascomycota; Dothideomycetes; Pleosporales; Didymosphaeriaceae
Product: retrograde regulation protein 2
Exons: 2
Coding region: 266-1927 (553 amino acids)
Biological process (GO): regulation of transcription by RNA polymerase II
Source: RefSeq, a predicted model, not a curated record
ACACGUCAUCCCCUCAUCUCCAGGCCUCGCCUCUCAAUAUUCGCGCAUCACACGAUCCGGCAUUUACCUAAUAUUCGCGCGCACCCCUGCAUUUCCUAAGGGUAACGGAAACUACGUGGUGUUCCGAAAAGAGAUUUCCUGGGGGUAAUAGCUUGCGGGGCGGACCGCGAACGGUGUGAGCACUAGGAUUUAUCGCGCCAUUGGGCUCGGCGGGCUUGGUAGAGCGAAGGAAGCGCGAGUCAAGAUUACGAAGGAUCUGUUGGGAAUGGCGGGAUUGGAGAGAUGCGAGUACUACCAUGGGUUGGUGGACAUGGGAAGCAACGGCAUCCGCUUCUCCAUCACCGACCUCCAACCUCCAACAGCUCGCAUUUUACCCACGCUGUACCUCUCGCGAGCAGCCAUAUCUCUCUACGAUGCACAAUUCACGCCUUCAUCAAACGAUCCCAUACCAAUCCCACAUGAGACCAUCGAGAGGGUGAUCAAAGCACUGCUACGUUUCAAAUCCACCUGCCACGACUUCGGUGUACCAGAACACCAGAUCCGAAUCGUAGCCACAGAAGCUACUCGCAAGGCCAUCAACUCCCAAGAAUUUCAGAAUGUGAUCCACGAGAAGACUGGAUGGAAAGUACAGCUGCUGGAGAAGGAGGUGGAGGGGAGAGUUGGAGCCUACGGCGUCGCAAGCAGCUACGCCAAUGUUUCUGGCUUGGUGAUGGAUUUGGGAGGUGGCAGCACCCAGCUUACAUGGAUCAUGACUGCGGAUGGAGAAGUGAGGAUGUACGAGAGGGGAAGCGUGAGUCUGCCGUACGGCGCGGCGGCGUUGGCCAAGAGACUGGAGGCUGCAGGAGCGAAGGGAAGCAAAGCAUACAAGACCUUCGAGCAGGAGGUAAUGGGCGACCUGAGCGAUGCUGUCCGGCAGAUUGAUAUCCCUAAAGAAUUGUUUAAACAGGGAGAAGGCCUUCACUUGUACUUGUCAGGUGGCGGAUUCCGUGGCUGGGGCUUCGUGCUCAUGUCACAACACAGCAUCAGGCCGUAUCCUAUUCCGAUCAUCAACGGCUUCAAGGUCAAGGAAUACUCGUUCCAGGAUACGCAGGCUGUCCGCGCUGCCGUCUUUGACGAGGACACGCCCGAUAUUUUCAGAGUAUCGCAGAGGCGGGCAAGCCAGGUUCCAGCCGUCGCUUUCCUGGUUGAUUGCCUCUCAAAAGCAUUACCCACUAUCCAGGAUGUCCACUUCUGCCAAGGUGGUGUGAGAGAAGGGAUGCACUUUGCAGAGAUGGAACCGAUGCAGAGGAAAGAGGAUCCCAUCGUCACCGCGACCAAAGCUUAUGCAAGAGAAUCAGCCCCUGAGAUUGUUGGUUUACUGUUGAGUGCUCUCCCGACACCAUCCCCGUUGCCGUUCAACACGGCCCUUAUACAAGCCUUCGCGCAAGCCCUCUAUGCCCACGCGGCAUUUCCGAAGGACGUUUGCGCUGGUGCGGCUCUGAGGAGCACAUCGACCGGCUUCUUUGCAUCAACACACGGCAUGAGUCACGAGCAGCGUGCAGUACUGGCAAUUCUGCUGUGCGAACGUUACGGCGGGUUCCGGUCACUAAGUCCCACGGAGCAAGACUUCUACCACCGCCUGUUGCAGUUGCUUCCGGGCGACCUGAGCUGGUGGUGCGUGCAUCUAGGGCGUGUUGCUGCGGUGGUUGCAGUUGUAUAUCCAGCUGGUGUAAUCAGAGAGCAACGUCUGGAUAUUCAGACGACUUGGGCCGCGACCAAGAAGGGCAACGACAAAGUAUGCAUUUCGUUCAGCUUUCCGACACUGGCCCGUGUCGACGAGAUGGAUGAAGCACUCAACGAUGCACUUGAGCAGGUGGACAAGGCGGGGAAGAAGAAGAACUGGGUCGCUGGGCAUGGUUAUAAAGUGGAGGUAAGUAUCGGAAAGUAAUUGAAACAUGGUCGAGCCAGCAGCCAAGAAUCAUAGAGACGGACUUUGAAACUUGCGAAGUGUGCAAAUCGUACGCGCAGGAUAUGUCUUUCGUAGCAUGCUGUGAGGGCAUUGUGGCCGGCAUGUUCACUCAGAGGCGUGGCAGCGUUUCAUGCAUAGCGUCAACUCAGGAUGGGUUGUAACUCGCAAGGCUCUAGAUUCUGACAAUGACUC